AUGGCUCCGCUAACUGUCCUCGUGCUCGGUGGUACCGGACCUGCGGGCAUUUGUCUGCUUCGCGAGCUACUGUAUCGCAAAAACAAGGUGGUAGCAUAUGCACGAAGCCCCCAGAAGAUCCCUAGCGACUUGUCCUCCGAUCCAUUGCUUGAGACCGUCAAAGGAGAUCUGACCGACAAGGCAGCUCUCGACACAGCCGUGGCUAAGGUCAAUGUUGUCAUUUCGCUCCUUGGACCUCUCAUCACCGAUCGCACCUCACCCCCAAACGCUAUCCCCGACUUCUACAAGGACUCCCUCUUUCCAGCGAUGCGCCGACAUGGCGUUAAGCGAAUCUUUGCAAUGGGAACGCUCACCAUCACCCGGAAAGAAGAUGCAUUUACUAUCCUCCAACCAUCAAUAAACUUCAUGGUCCGCACCGCAUUUUCCAACGCUUAUCGUGCCAUCACCACUAUCGGAAAAACAUUCGAGAACGAGGCCAAAGACCUCGAUUGGACCCAAUUCCGUAUCUCGGCCAUCCCUGGAGAACCUGAUAAGGAAAGCUGGAUGAAAGAUAGGGAAGAUGGAAAGGUUUUCGUGGGAUAUGUUGGACAGAAAGGUUAUACCUAUUCUAUUCCAAGGAGUCUGCUGACCAGAUGGCUUGUUGAUUCUGCUGAGAGUGGCCUGCCAGACUGGAUCCGCAAGGCACCAGCGGUUGCCAAGCUGUCCGAAUUCGCCGCCUCAGCAGAAGGAUUCGGCCUUGACGUCAGAGGUCAGAAGGAAAUCGUAAUCUCGUCAACGACGCCCUUGCAAAUCGAAUCAUUAUUUGCUUCUCAGCCUACCGCUCUCAAGAUGUCUUAUCCCGAUCUUACAACGUUCAAGGCUCUGUCAUUUGACUGCUAUGGCACUUUGAUAGACCAAGAGUCCGGAAUGAUUCGUGGCUUACAGCCUAUCAUUAGUCGUCUUCCUUCCGAGAGCGACUAUAAAAAGAAUCCCGUCUUAUUGAUCCAGCGUUUUCAUGAGCUUACCCAAGUCAUCGAAGAGGGGCAGCCUACCCUACGCUACGGCAACAUUGUUUCGCGAUCGUUCAAAAGUCUCGCGAAUGAGCUCAAUAUUUCUGUACCCGAAGAAGAAAUGAACCACCUGGAGUCCCUACCUGGGACUUGGCUCCCCUUUCCCGACACGAUUCCGGGCCUACAAAUCUUAAAGAAACACUACAAGCUCAUCAUUCUAACCAAUAUGGACAAGGACAACGCGGCUUCAACUUUAAAAUACCUACAGCCCGCUGAAUUCGACAAGGUCUACACUGCCGAAGACAUCGGCAGUUAUAAACCAGCCAAGGCAAACUUUGAUUAUUUGUUUGAUCAUCUCAAAAGCGAUCUGAGCGUCGACAAGGAUCGCGGGGAAUUAUUACACGUAGCGAGAAGUUUGACCGCCGAUCACGUCCCGGCCAAACGGUUCGGACUUAGAAGUGUUUGGAUAUCUCGUGGCGGCGAAAAGAAAGAGGGAACAGGUGUUGGAGGUGACUAUGAGAGAUUGAAAGAAGAUGUAGCGUUUGAAUGGAGAUUUGAUAGCAUUGGGAAGUUUGCGGAGGAAGUCGAGAGACAAUUCGCUGAGAAGACAGUUUAG
Messenger RNA from Fusarium subglutinans, 1605 nucleotides. Its product is annotated as haloacid dehalogenase type II. The coding region runs from base 1 to 1605 and encodes 534 amino acids. The transcript is spliced from 4 exons. Lineage: Eukaryota; Fungi; Ascomycota; Sordariomycetes; Hypocreales; Nectriaceae. The record is from RefSeq and is a predicted model, not a curated record.